AUGCUGCUGGCGUACUGCCUGGACUACAACCGUCUGUCGGGCAUGUCUUCGAUGCAACAAUGCACCGUCGACGACCUUCUCAGUAAAAAUGAAGAGGACCUCGCCCAUGGUCUCCUCGACGUUUACGAACAACACCUGGCGGACGAAUAGACGUUUUUUCCAGACCUUCCUGUGGGAGUGGCACGACAUCCGAAGUGCCUCAACGACCUAUCUUGAAGGACCAACUUCUGACCUUCGUAGAUUUCGAGCUUUGUGUCCCUUUCUGUCUCUUUCUGCAAAGAGUACCUGCUGAACAUAGCGUUCAAUAGUAGUUGCAACUGCACAUAGAAACAUGUCGUUGCCAAGUAAACAUCGCGCACGCCGGGUGUAAAAUGCUGCUGUACAUAACGUUCAACUGUCGUCCAGCUGUACAUAACGCUGCCGCAUAUAUUGCGCCUUGGAAUACCGCUUUCUUUCUACAAUUUUUAUUUGGAGGGCGUGAUACGAUUGGUCCACUAGACGAGAGGAGGGUGCACUACGUGUGUAUCGGCGAAAAAAGCGGCUUUCAGUCAUAUUCGUGUAACCCCGGGUGGGGAUAGUGCUGAGUAUAUGGACAUGUUCAAUGGUACAUGGCGAAAAAUGUCAUAGCCUGGUUUGGUGUGUUGUUGUUUGUGUAAUGAUUUUGGAGUAAGACAAAGUAGCAUCGUAACUCGCUUCGCUCGCAGACACACUUCACGGGGUUCCGGACGCGGUGCAGUGUGCGGUUACAGUGCCUGUUGUGUGACUCGCUUCGCUCGAAGGCACUUCACGGGGUUCCGAGCGUCGUGCAGUGUGCGUCACAGGAGUGCCUGCCGUGUUGCUCGCAUGUACUCAAAGGCAGUUUGUCCGCAGCAGCGUCAUGUUCCCCCUUUCGAGGAGUUCCUUAUUAUGUGCUUCGUCAAACACCGGUGUGCCUCUCCUCUCCUUCUAUUGCACAAGGUGAAUAAUUGUUCGACCGUUCAGCAAGUGCAUACUCCCCCUCGACACGUGUUGCCCCACCUAAACCGUUGUACAGAACUCCAGGCCACACACCCGCCCACCCGUCUGGGGCGUAGUAUGACCGUCUUUCGUCCCACAGCGUAGCGUACGCAACUCCCCUACCCCUCACGUUAACCGUAACAGUGGCCGGUGCCUUUUGUCGCAUGUCGGCUGGAGCGUUGAUGGCAUCGAUGGGCGGUUGGAACGCCUCCUUGAGGAACUCUCUUGCUAACUCUCUGUCCUGCAAGACAUCGUCUGGUAACACGAGGAACAGGCCGUCUAGAGUUUUCCCCCUGGACACGGCGGUAUACCCCUGACCCUGGGCGAAGAACCCUCUAGAGGGAAUCCACACGGCCACCCUUUCGAACCCUACCCCUUGCACUCUGUGUACGGUCAUGCAAGCAGCGACCAUGAAAGGCCACUGCUUAACGAUGUACGUGCCGCUGACCGCUACCCCUCUGCAGUAAGGCACCCAUACCAUUUUGUCCUCGAAGGGCUGUAUUUUGACAGUGCUCUCCCUCCCCUUGCCACUCGUAAGCUCAACCUCGACCCACGCUGGGCGCUUAUGGUAGAGUAUGCAGUUGUCCCGUGCCCCAGCAGCAGUUUGUGGAGAGUCAGAGGGUGGUGAAUUCGAGCACAAGACAGAGAGACAGAGAAGGAGUACGAGCGAAGAGAGACGUACAGCAACUGCUGUGAUGACGAUUCAGUAUGUGAUGCGUGCGCGCAUGAUGUGUGGUUGUACCUGUUGAUGCACACGCUUUUGCUCCUCCAUGGAGGAGGCGGUUGUACAUCGACGCUGCUCUGCGGUUCGUAACCGAGAAGGAGCACAGCAGGUGAGAGCUGCUACGAACGCAAGAGUGGUUGCUACGCGGGCAUCCACGUGGUACUGCUGUAUAGCUCAUGGCAUAGCAAUCGUCUGCGCUAGUUACAGUAGCAGACAUGCAGCCCAGCAGCAACAGAUGGGUCACCUGCUGCGUUUCAAUGUUUCUAUGCAAGACUUAGUGCUGUGCCUGCUGGAUGUACUGAAUGCUGGUGUGAAGUAGUUUUGCGUUUUGGUUUUCCGGGGACGCGCCUCCCGCAGCCCAGGGCACAAAGAAGUGAGGCUAAGCCAGAUAUAUGUCC
Molecule: messenger RNA, 2118 nt
Organism: Ectocarpus sp. CCAP 1310/34
Lineage: Eukaryota; Phaeophyceae; Ectocarpales; Ectocarpaceae
Source: the annotation of a GenBank genome assembly